AAAGAACGGGGUGGUGGAGCUUCUGAGGCGGUUUACUGCGAUCGGAUUCAUUUCGUCAACGCUUGAAACGAUUUCGAUUUUAAAUUAGAGGAGCAGAAUUAUCCCCAUUCAUCCUAAACGACCAGGUGUAUUUUUCCGGAUUGUUAUUUUUGACCGUAAAAGGGAGGCGGUGGAGGAGGAAGAGGAGGGCGGCGUGUGAUGGGCAAAGGGUGGGCGAGGGUCCCCUCAGCAUCCAGGAGGGGACGGGAGGAGGGAAAUGCGAACAGCGGUCCCAGCGGAGCGGAAUUUGCGGCGAUGAUAAAGCGUCGGUGGGGCGGAGGCGGAGGAUGAGGAUGCCGGCCAAGAUCUUCCUGGCCCUGGGCGCCGUCACUCUGGGCAGUCUGCUGAUGCACUACGGCGGCCGCCGGAGAGGGAGCGGCGAGCGCGUCCCCUCCGACGACGGCGCCCCGUGCUCCCGUCCAGCGGCAGGCGGGAAGGCCAAGCGCACCGACGUGACCUUCCUGAAGACCCACAAGACGGCCGGCAGCACCGUGCAGAACAUCCUGUUCCGCUUCGCCGAGCGCAACGGCCUGACGGUGGCGCUGCCCAAGCAGCAAUGCGGCCACCAUUUCUGCUACCCCAAAACCUUCAGCGCCAACUUUGUACACCCGCACACGCUGCCGCCCAACAUCAUCGGCAACCACCUGCGCUUCGACGCCGGCGAGCUGCGCCGCGUGGCGCCGCCCCGGGCGGUCUACGUCACCAUCCUGAGGGAACCCGCCGCCAUGUUUGAGUCCUUGUUCACGUACUACGGCCAGCGCUGUCAGAGCUUCAGGAGGGUGCCCGGGGGCUCGCCGGGCGCCUUCCUGGAGCGGCCCCUGCGCUACUAUCGCCCGCAGGACAAGAACUCCAACUACGCCCGCAACACGCUGACGCACGACCUGGGCGGCGACAAGGACCGGCCGGCGGCGGACGCGGCCUACGCCCGGGCCUUCGCGGCCCGAGUGGAGCGGGUCUUCUCCUUGGUGAUGAUCGCGGAGCAUUUUGACGAGUCGCUGGUUCUCCUGCGGCGCCUCCUCUCCUGGGACGCGGACGACCUGGUCUACGUCAAGCUCAACGUGCGCACGGCCGCCUCCAAGCGCUGCCUGAGCCCGGGCCUCGCCGGGAAAGUCCGCGCGUGGAACUGGAUCGACGCGCACCUUUACGAUCACUUCAACGCCUCGCUGUGGCGCCAGCUGGCGGCGGUGGGUUCGGCCUGCGUGGCCCGGGAGCUCCGCCUCCUGCGCGCCGCCCAGGAGAGGCUGUACCGGAGCUGCUUCGGCGGACGCCGUCCUCUUCUCAGCUCGGCGGGGGAGAUCCGCAACAAGGAGCUGCGGCCCUGGCAGCCCAGCGCCCGGGUCGGCAUCUUGGGCUACGACCUCCCCGGCAACCUGAGCCGCCCCUUCUCCGGCCGGGAACUCUGCCUCAGGGUCGUCAUGCCCGAGAUCCAGUACACCGGGAUCCUGCUGCGCUCCCAAUCCGCCCGCUACCGCCGCAACCACCAGCGCUGACUCCCAAGGGCGCACCCUCCCGAGCUGGCGAUACAACCCGACUUCCUUCUCAAACUCGCGGGGACUUACAGACCUGACGCGUCCCACCGGGAAAACCAACCGGCAACUCCCCCCUCCGCUCCCCAACCUGAAUUCAUCUCGCCUGCUACCCCGACACCCCCGCGAGGUCCGAGUGCCCUCUCGCAGUCGGAUGGACAAGGAGACUCGGAGUGUCACGACUCCAGCGAAGGGAGCCGAGCGUCUGUCGCCUGUGCAGUUGCCAUGACAACUCUAUGUUUGUGUUACUGUGGGGGUGUGUGUGUACAGUAUCUCUCUCUAUAUAUAUAUCUAUACAUACAUAUACCUGUAGAUAUAUAUAGAGAGAGAAAUCGAUCGGUAGACACACACACACAGAGUAAAAUACUGUAUGUACAUUGAAAAUAAAUAUAAAUUGAUAAAACAAAGUAUUUUUGACAGUGAAAGUACGCAAACGUGUUUAGAAGCUGUGUACAUUUGAUUACAUGGUUUGGAUGAGACUAACUUGUGACCCUGUACCGUAUUGGCCCGAAUAUAAGACGGUGGUUUUCGCAAUAAAAUAAGACUGAAAAGGUGGAGGUUGUCUUAUAUUCGGUUUCUAGGUGUUAUACUCAUUCACGGCGCUAGAUGGUGCCAGAUAUCAUUGAAGCGAAUCCUGAGCUCGACUCCCGGGGCCAAAGCGAACCCCUGUCGCGAAGAAUAAAAACAAAAAUAGCGGUAGCACGAAGAAGAAAAAUAAAAAAAAUC
This is a messenger RNA of Hippocampus zosterae (dwarf seahorse), 2291 nucleotides long. RefSeq names its product galactose-3-O-sulfotransferase 3 (gene gal3st3). Gene Ontology annotation, cellular component: membrane. Gene Ontology annotation, biological process: glycolipid biosynthetic process. The transcript has 3 exons. The record is from RefSeq and is a predicted model, not a curated record. Lineage: Eukaryota; Metazoa; Chordata; Actinopteri; Syngnathiformes; Syngnathidae. The coding region runs from base 327 to 1529 and encodes 400 amino acids. Gene Ontology annotation, molecular function: galactosylceramide sulfotransferase activity.